Messenger RNA from Moneuplotes crassus, 467 nucleotides. Lineage: Eukaryota; Ciliophora; Spirotrichea; Euplotida; Euplotidae. The record is from the annotation of a GenBank genome assembly.
AUUUCAUAAAAAUGGGAUGAAUGAAGUCCAAGAAUAAAGUCUCUCACCAUUCGGAAUCAGGGAUUGAUAAAGAGUGGCUGGAGGAGAGGAAAAAGAAAGAUCAAGAAGUCUUUCAAGCAAAAGCUAAGAAUAACAAGUUCUCCUUGAUAGAUAUUAUAAUAGGGUGUCAGAAUUUGCCAAGUCUUGAUACCUUCUCAGCUGCUGAUCCGCUUGUAGCUUUCUAUACUGAGAAGUCUUAUAUGUCUAAUAAGUGGACUUUGAAAGGACUGACUGAAGCAUUGAGGGAUACUCCUAAUCCUACAUUCCAGAAGUCCUUUAAUAUGGCUUACUACUAUGACACUGAAGAGAGGAUCAAGAUAGAGCUUUACGAUGUUGAUGACUUCAAGGAAGGAGUCCCACUCGAAAAGCAUACUUAUGUGGCGCAAUAAAAAUUGUGGUUGUUGGUGACAUAGUCAGGUCUGGUAUUC